Messenger RNA from Branchiostoma floridae (Florida lancelet), 2355 nucleotides. RefSeq names its product kelch repeat and BTB domain-containing protein 8-like. Gene Ontology annotation, molecular function: protein binding. Bases 10 to 1758 code for a protein of 582 amino acids. The transcript has 5 exons. NCBI's taxonomy places the organism in Eukaryota, Metazoa, Chordata, Leptocardii, Amphioxiformes, Branchiostomatidae. The record is from RefSeq and is a predicted model, not a curated record.
AUCAUCAACAUGGCUGCCGCAGACCAGAAACCAGACGACGCUGUAGUUCAUCCUCGCUCCUACCAAGACGAGAGCUAUCUGCACGGAUUUCUCGGAACUGUGGGUGACUUACAGAAGGCUGGGGUACUGCAGGAUGUCGUCCUUGAAGUCGAGGACCGGCGGUUUCCCUGCCAUCGGCUUGUUCUGUCCGCGGCCAGCCCCUACUUCAGGGCCAUGUUUACAAAUGACAUGGCGGAAAGUCGACAGAAGACGGUUGUUUUACAGGGUUUGAAUGCAGACAUGUUUGGGGAGAUCCUGAGUUACAUCUACUCGGGAACCCUCCAACUGUCCCUGGACAAAGUGCAGCCCCUGUACCAGGCAGCCGACCUCCUCCAACUGGACUAUGUGAGAGACACCUGCAGCCACUACAUGGUUGUGAACAUGCAGCGCUCCACCUGUGUGGACCUGUACAAGUUUGCUGAUGCCUUCUCUGUGGACAGUGUCCGGAGGCGAAGUAUGCAGACUAUCCACAUUCAUUUUGUGAAGGUUGCCUCCAGUGAGGAGUUUUGCAGCCUGAGUGUGAAUCAGCUGACUGAGAUCAUCAGCCACGAUGAGCUGGAUGUUAAAGAGGAGACAACAGUGUGGGAGGCUGUGGUGAGAUGGGUGCAGCACAGCAGGGAGGACAGACUGCACCACCUAUCCAGCAUCCUCCCUCACAUCCGCUUCAACCUGCUGACCUCAGACGACACGGCAGCCAUCUUGGAACACCCCCUGGUCAGGGAGGAUCCUGGGAGUUCUGAAGUCAUCAGGAAUGUAUUACAGAAAGGGAACCCUGAUCGAAAGCCAAGGCUUGGGAUGGUGACCAUGGACAUGGCUCUGGUGCACUGUUCAAAGCGAGAUCGGCUCCUGUUCAUGAACCCUCAGCAAGGGAAGUACAUCAGCUGUAGGUUCCGGCCUGGAAAGCUUUCCGAUCCUAUAGCCACCACAGUCACCAGUGAUAACAACAUCUACAUCCUCUCUCGUGAGCCUGUGGAUUACGAACAGUUGUUCCUUACUCGGUACAACCAUGCAGAGAAUGUGUGGGAACGUGCUAAUAUGUCCUCAGUGUCUACGAUGGAGCCACAAAGAGGUUGGCAUACUGUCAGUCAGCAGCUGGUUGGAGUUGGUCUGAUUUUGUACUACCUUGCCUUGGAAAGCGGGACGGAUAAAAGGUCCUUGCUGCAAAUGAUGAAGUACAAUCAGCCUACAGACCAGUGGCAGGAGUGUUCACGGCUAAUACUUGACCAAGCUCUAUACAGAAUCGUGGCACUACCCUGUGGUCCACACCUGUAUUUUCUCUCAGACAUUGAAGUGCAUCGCUACGACCCAAGUCAAGAUUGUUGGAUCAGUUGCACCCCACCGAUGGUACAGACUGACUUCUGGACAGCUGUUGCCAUGGGAACAGAGAUUUUCUGCGCAGGUAUGCGCGUCACCCAAACGAUGGUGUACGACACAGAGUCAGACAGCUGGCGGGAACUGCAAGGCUUGCCAGAUCCAGAAAAUUUUUAUAACAUUUGCAUUUCUGCCCAGCUUUUUGUACUGGAGAACCAGCUGCACAUUUUGUUAAAAACUGAUGAUUUUGACAUAGAAGACUCAACAGAGUAUCUGGUAUACGUGUAUGACAGGUCUGCUGAUGCCUGGAGAGAAUUGGAGGCCACCCUGCCUGCUGAAGAUUAUACACAAUACAGUCCAUGGUGCCCUGCGGCACGUAUGUACUUACCAUAUCUCAAGAGAACAUAAAAUGCCUCACAGUGUGUGACAUGUUCAAACGACACACUCGUCAGUCUCUAGCCAAAUUGAAUUCUACAGGACUCAAUGUAAUCUGUACCACUGUUAUACUCCUAUCUGACCCUUGCCUUCCGCAUGACCUCAGUGAAAAGUGGCCUGCAGGUCGAUUGAGUUUCUCAUGAAUAAGUAAAAGUUCAAACAAUCAAUGCACCCAAAAAAGAAACGUCCCAUGUAGAGAACUUUAGGCCUCAAAUGCACAACCACGGACAUGUUCCUCAGGCAAUAGCCGCCUUAUUGAGUUAGCUGAGUUAUGAUGACUGUUUAUGUCAAUAUGUUCCACAUGCCGACCUUUACAAGGCAGGUGAAGAUCGUGGCUCUGAUGUGGGCAUGCACGGCUGACAUUUGACAGAAACCACUUUCUAUUCACCCCCAACAACUUCUGAGUCUUUCACUCUGUUGUCAUGUCCUGAUUUAUAGUUCAUUAGCAUUUCUGAUUUAUAGUUAGUCUUCAUCACAACAUUCUAUGUCUCAUAUAUUUGCUUAAUCAUUUAGAUUAAGGAUUGACAUUUUCCAAUCGUUACUAUUCUUUGAUUUAUCUUAUAUUUUCAA